Rhizopus microsporus ATCC 52813 is the source of this 1693-nucleotide messenger RNA. RefSeq lists its product as uncharacterized. The coding region runs from base 93 to 1613 and encodes 506 amino acids. The transcript is spliced from 2 exons. The record is from RefSeq and is a predicted model, not a curated record. Lineage: Eukaryota; Fungi; Mucoromycota; Mucoromycetes; Mucorales; Rhizopodaceae.
GUCGAUUUCGCACGAUCUCUCUUGAUGACACAGAUAGUCUGUCCGUUCAAGAAGCGGUCUAUACAGCGUCUGUCUUUUCAAACAGAAUACCCAUGAAGUCUAGACGUUCUUCAUCCCAGGCUGACUCUAUUCUUCAUGCUUUGGCUCCACCUUCUCACACUCUCAAGGCCCGCCGUUUAUCCAAGAACAAUGACCCAGAGCCAACCCAAGGAGAGAUGAAACGAAAGCGUUCGAUUGUACACGAGUACCAAAAAGAGCUCAGUAACCAUAGUGCGGUCAGCCCGAGAUUCAUGACGCUACGUAAGCUGAGUGAAGUGACGGUGCUGCCUUCACAUGGCAUUUCAUUUUCAAACAGUCCAGAUAUACCGCCUGUUCCUCACAUACCCCAUAUUCACGCCAAUAAUAAUAGUAAUAACAACAAUACCAUGGCAACUUCAGUCACCCAUCCAUCUCCUCCUCCUUCCAUAUCCGAACCCUCAGAUAGUUCAAAGCCCGCGAGCCCAGAUGCGCUAUCAGGCAUUGACCGCAUCAUCGAGGCUCAGCUGCAAUACCAUCUAGGUCAGAUGGCCUGGCGAGUCUCCGAGAGUCAUAUCGAGGCACGUCGGUUCUGGGAAGAGCAAAAGAGUCAAGUCUUUGGCUUUACAACAAACGUGAUUGACCGUCUAGAACGUGACUUGAAUCAGCGAUUGAAAGACCUGAUUGAUUCCAAAACAGACCUUGAUCCCGAUGUGAGCAGUCUAAAACGAGAACUAGAAUGGCAUAAACAGCAAUUGGCUGAGAAACAGUGUCAGUUACAUGAACUCGAGGUGCUGCGCAUUAGAAAUUCUGAAUUAGAAAAGCAGCAUGAUAUUGACGUGGCCAUUAUCAAGAGUCAGCAGAUGGAUAAGGAAAAGAUUGAAGCUCGUUUGCUCAAAUACGAAGAAACAGGUGCGCCCGGCAAGAGACAUCAGAUGAAGCUAUUUGAACUCAAGUCUCAUUCAAAGCAGCUCAGAUCUCAUGUUGCUCGGGUUGAACAAAUCAAUAAGACGCUCCAUCAGCAAGUGAAUGAGUAUCAAAAACAGCUUGAGGCUAAGGACGAGGAGAUCAAGCAACUGCUAACCAAAAUGAAACGAAAAUGCUCAAAUGAUAGUACUAAUACGACUGCACGUUCUAGCAAGCAUCAGACGUGGGUAGAAAUUAUGGAAUCAGAAGACGAGGCCAAAAAAAAUGCAGAAAUGUGGGCAAACAAGUAUAAAGAACUUGAGAAGGUACAUCAGGAAUUGGAAAUAGACCACGCUAGAUUGAUGUCGGAAAAGGAUCAAGAGAUUCGACAGCUCAAACAAUUAGAUAGCAUAAAUCGUGUUCAGCUCGAAUAUAUGCAAUUAGAACUAAAGAAAAAAGUACAGCCAUCAAAGCAUGGUGCCUGUAAUAAAUACCAAAUACAGGCGCCUUCACGUGUUUCCAAAUCACAAAGCAUUAUUGCAAAGGAUGGUUACUUGACAUUUACAGCAGAGAUCAAUGGUCAAUUAUCAAAGUAUUCUGUAAAAAUUCCUCCAAAGCAAGCUCAAAUACCUAUUAAAAAGACAACCCUUAAUCCAAAUGCUCCUCCUUGGAGAGGCACUUUUAAGACCUAAGUGUAUAUCAUAGAACUUUAUAAUAAUAUACCCGCCUACAAUUACCCCCCUUCUCUCUUCUUCCCUUUUUUAGAACUCUU